This is a messenger RNA of Thrips palmi, 804 nucleotides long. RefSeq lists its product as uncharacterized. The record is from RefSeq and is a predicted model, not a curated record. The coding region runs from base 12 to 749 and encodes 245 amino acids. Lineage: Eukaryota; Metazoa; Arthropoda; Insecta; Thysanoptera; Thripidae. The transcript has 3 exons.
CGGCGGAGCCUAUGAACCUUGUCAUUAUUUCUGACCACCUCAGGCACGUAACUGGAAGUGUCAGCAAAUUUCAGGAGGUGCUCAUGAAGUUCCUGAAGGAAAAAGUGCCAGGAUUAAACAAAGUCAUCUACUUUUCCGAUGGUUGCCCAGGCCAAUACAAAAAUCGAUUAAACACGAAGAACCUUUUGAUGCACAAGGAGGACUACGGAGUGGAUGCAGAGUGGCAUUUUUAUGCCACCUCGCACGGAAAGAGCCCAAGCGAUGGCCUGGGUGGCACUCUCAAGCGCUUGGCAACAAAGGCCAGUCUGCAACGGCCUUACGACGGCCAGAUACAAACUCCUGAGGAUUUGUUUCUGUGGGCCGAUGAAAACAUCAAGGGCCUCAAUUGUGCUUAUGUUAAGUCGGUGGAUGUCAAGAAGCACUGCCGCAAAUUGAAUCGUCGCUUCCAGACAGCCCCAGCCGUCACUGGAAUACGAUCGCACCAUGCAUUAAUUCCUGUCACUGCUGGUUCCAUAGUGAUGAAAGUGCUGUCCAGGUCAGCAAGCGGCAAAACUGUCACUCUGCGAGAAGAAGCUACACCCCAAGAUGACGACGAGAACUCCGACCAGGAGAUGGUAGCUGACGCCAGUCCUCAGUCCCGGCUUCGCCCCAUCCAGCAGAGGCGCAGCAUAGUGGAUCUAACUAACAAGACACCAGUAGCCACUACCCCAACUUGGCAGCUAUCUAGGUUGCGUCGUAGAGUCAAGUGACGUCAAUGGCAAUACUUAACUAUACUUCUAAUGUAACAAAUGUAAAUAAAUCCAC